UUCACAAAACGGCAAUAUUGUAAUUUGCGAUUAUCUUGCACGCUGCAGGUUUCAGAUUAAUUAUUUUCUGCAGCACAAUUGAUUAAUAUUAAAUUGUACUUUUAAAAGAAAAAAGACUAUUGAGUACCGGAGGCAAUAUGGUGGCUAUACCUUAUUUAUUCAACGAGAUCGAACGCAUUUUUCAAAAUACGCCGCUCUAUGUGAUUGUGUUGGAAGGCUUUCUACUUCUUUCGGUCAUAUGGUUGCUACUUUUCAAGCGUAAUGGGCGCGGCAAGCGUUAUAGCAAAGAAGAGGAAGAAGAAAUUAUUUCCAAAUACGAACCCGAACCACUCAUAGCUGAAACCGAUCCGGAUAAUCCGCUACUGAAAACCCGCUUGGUACAAUCGAAAGUUGGCAAACGUGUUGUGGUUGAUGGACAUGAUUGUCUUAAUUUGGCAACCCAUAACUAUUUGGGAUUACUAGAAGAUGAAAAAAUAUUAGAGGAUGCUUGUGCCACUUUGAAGAAGUACGGAGUAGGUUCAUGUGGUCCACGUGGUUUUUAUGGAACUAUGGACGUGCAUUUGGAUUUGGAAGAUCGUUUGGCAAAGUUUAUGGGAAUGGAAGAGGCAGUGGUCUAUUCGUAUGGAUUUUCUACUAUAGCAAGUGCCAUACAAGCGUAUGCAAAGCGUGGUGACGUGAUAUUUGCCGACGAAAAGGUUAAUUUUGCUAUACAAAAAGGUUUGGAUGCAUCGCGUAGUACAAUUUACUACUACAAGCAUAAUAAUAUGGCUGAUUUGGAGCGCUUAUUGAUCGAACAACAACAGCGCGAUAUAAAGAACCCAAAUAAAGCCGCAAAAACUCGCCGCUUCAUAGUUUCCGAGGGUAUUUACAUGAACACUGGCGAAAUAUGCCCGCUUCCCGCAUUGGUAGCGCUGCGUGCCAAGUAUAAGUUGCGUUUGUUCCUAGACGAAAGUAUUUCCUUCGGCACACUUGGCAAAACCGGGCAUGGUCUCACCGAACACUUUAAUGUCGAUCUCGUUGAAGUUGACCUCAUUAUAGCGGGCAUGGAAAAUUCUUUGGCCACAAUUGGUGGCUUCUGUGUUGGCUCGCACUUCAUUGUCGAACAUCAGCGACUUUCUGGACUCGGUUAUUGCUUCUCAGCUUCACUGCCACCACUACUAACACAAGCAGCAAUCUCAGCGCUGGAUCGUUUUGAGCGCGAGCCGCAAAUGUUUUUCGAGCUACAGGAAAUAUCGCGUAAAGUGCAGGAGGAAUUCAACAAAUUCUCAAAAUUAAAAUUGUGCGCAAGCGAACUUUCACCAGUCAAGCAUUUGUAUAUCGCCGAGCAACGUGAGAAUGCUGAUAAGGAACGUGAGUUGCUCACCGAAAUCGCCAACAAGUGCAUUGCACGCGAUAUCGCUAUCGUUGAGGCGCACUAUUUGGAGAACUUGGAAAAGCAACCAAUACGUCAUAGCAUACGGAUUACUGUGAACCGCUUACUCACCGCCAACGAUAUCAAACAAGCUUUCGAUGUAAUUGAAAGUGUGGCUAACGAAGUGCUGUAAGCUUAGUACCUUUGGUUUUUACAACAGACCGUCGUACGCAGAUGUCAAGGCUUAUGAGAUAGUCUGCUUAUAUAAUAAGUCAAACAUUACUAUUCUACUGCAACAUGUUUUUAAGUGAAUAACUUGGCACUUAAAUGAAGUCACAGAUACAGGCUUAGAUUGGAAAUUGGCGUCACAUAAAAUUGUAAUACAUAAAGUUUUUUCUGCACUGGAAUGUGCAGGCACACACGUAAAUAUAAAAAAUAGUAUUGUAAUCGUUUUACGUUUAAACUUAAGUUUUUUAACUACUGUACAAUAAAUUUUCUAAAUAUGCAGAGUUUAUGAGUUCAUGCACAUUCCACGCUACAAAUUUGGCCAACCACCUAUUUCUAAUAGCAAGAAUGUAUUAUACUUAUAUUAGCAUAUAAGUAAGUUAUGUAGACUUAAAAUAUAUAUCACUACAUAUUAUAAAGCAAAG
Molecule: messenger RNA, 2001 nt
Organism: Anastrepha ludens (Mexican fruit fly)
Lineage: Eukaryota; Metazoa; Arthropoda; Insecta; Diptera; Tephritidae
Gene: Spt-I
Product: serine palmitoyltransferase 1
Exons: 7
Coding region: 138-1544 (468 amino acids)
Biological process (GO): sphingosine biosynthetic process; ceramide biosynthetic process
Cellular component (GO): endoplasmic reticulum
Molecular function (GO): pyridoxal phosphate binding; serine C-palmitoyltransferase activity
Source: RefSeq, a predicted model, not a curated record